GAGCCAAAAACCUACCAAGCAAGGACACUUCCUCUAGCAAGUCGAGACGAUGGCGGACCAGAGCAUGAGCCUCAUGGACGGCACAUACUUUGUGGGUCGUAAGGAGAUCUUGGACUGGAUCAAUAGCUUGUGCGCCAUCAACUUGUCCAAGGUGGAGCAGACGUGCACGGGCGCUGUGGCCUGCCAGAUCCUGGACGCCAUGUAUCCGGGCAAAGUACAGAUGAGCAAAGUGGACUGGGCAGCCAACAAGGACUACGAGUACAUUCAGAACUACAAAGUACUGCAGAAAGCCUUUAUGCAACUUAAGAUCGACAAGCACGUCGAGGUGGAUCGACUCGUACGUGGCAAAUAUCAGGACAAUCUCGAGUUUAUGCAGUGGUUCAAGGCCUUCUACGAGCGCAACGCCUCCGGCCAGCCCUACGAUCCCAUAGCGCAGCGUGAAAAAGGAAAAGGGGGUGCGCAAUACACGCAGAAGUUCGGUGGAGGCGCCUCGUCGUCCACACCAGCAGCGCCGCUACGUCGAAAAGUUGGCGCUACUGCGACCUCCAGAGUCGGACGGACGCCUCCUGGAGCUCCGACGAGUGCAGGUGCUGCUCGCACAGCCAGAACGUCGACGGGGGCCACGCGUCGUCCCGUAGGAAGCGCUGCGUCUGCGUCUGCUGCUGCUGCUGCGCCGUCUGAAGCAGACACGGAGGCGGCUGUUGCAGCGGCCACGGCGCCGUUGGAGAAGGAACUGGAGGAGCUCACGGCCAACAACGAGGCGCUGACGAACGAGAGCGGCGAGCUACGUGCCAUGGUGGAAAGUCUGGAGAAGGAGCGCGACUUCUACUUCAACAAGCUGCGUGAAGUGGAGAUCAUGCUGCAGGCGGCAGAAGAUAACGAGUCGAACCCGCUGGCCCAGGCGAUCUUCAAGGUGCUGUACGCCACGGAGGAAGGAGCUGAAGACGAGCAAGUGGCUGGCGAGCCACAGGACGAGCAGAUGUAGACGAGAAGUCGACGUAGACCUGCUCGAUAAUGGAAGUCACUUUAACCGGGAAACUAAAAAGAGG
Messenger RNA from Phytophthora infestans T30-4, 1049 nucleotides. Its product is annotated as microtubule -associated protein EB1. Gene Ontology annotation, cellular component: microtubule plus-end; cytoplasmic microtubule; microtubule organizing center. Bases 50 to 985 code for a protein of 311 amino acids. Gene Ontology annotation, molecular function: microtubule plus-end binding. The transcript has a single exon. Gene Ontology annotation, biological process: spindle assembly; protein localization to microtubule plus-end; regulation of microtubule polymerization or depolymerization. The record is from RefSeq and is a predicted model, not a curated record. NCBI's taxonomy places the organism in Eukaryota, Oomycota, Peronosporomycetes, Peronosporales, Peronosporaceae.